GGGAACAAGUUCUUUGCACAAAAUCCGAGCUACGGGGACUUGCAUUUCUGCGAACAAAUAGACGCACAUACCACCCGUCCAACCUCUCUCUCCUCCGCCCGCGUCUUUUGCCCCUCCGAACCCUUUCGUUCAACUACAUACGACUCCGUCUACCAACCCCUCGUUGUUUGUGAGCGCGCGCGCGAUUGAUUGAUUGAUUGACAUCAAUCGCAGUUGAACGUAUUGGUCUCCUUCACUUCUACCGAGAAGCCAGCGAGAGAUUUUUCUCGUAUCGUCGACAAACCGAGGUCUUUGCGCUUCCUAAAACGAAACCUUUUCGUCGCGAAAGCAAAGUUCGCGCGCAUUCACACGUCUCUCUCUUCGCAACCCACAUAGUCGACAGAAAACGAGAAGCGACCGCCCAAGAUGUCAGGCUGGGUCGAUCGGUCAAAGACCACUCAAUCGCCCAACUACCGCGGCUCAACCUCCUUUGCGACGUUCAUGAUCAUCGGGCCAACCUGCUUCUUCCUCGGAAUCCUCUUCGCCUCCUUCCCCUACGACUUCCCCCUCCUCUGGACCUCCGCCCCCGUCCCAGAAACCUUCUUCACCCACCUCGAAACCCACCUCAAGUUCAUGCACCAAUCCCCGCCCCUCAUCGGCCGCCUCCUCAACAUCAUCGUCUUCACCGGCUUCCUCGGCUUCUUCAUCAAACUCUUCCGCCCAUCAGAGGCAAACGUCCUCUUUGACGGCGCCUCCCUGGUCCUCUACCUCAUCGGCGUAGGCGUCUACAUCACCAACAUUGUAAAGGGUCUUCGCUCCGUGAGCGCGGGGAUCUGGGAUGACCCCAAUUUCACGGGCGAAGUCAAGGACGGUCCCGUCACGGGGGAGGUUAUUCUGGGCAAGGAGGACAGCUUAAAGGUGCUGGCGGCGAGUAAUACCAUCUUGGCACUCGUGUUGGUGGGUGUGUUGGUGUUGCAGGCUGGGCAGUGGUAUGCUGAGCGCAAGGACCGCGAGGACUUUGCGAAGCUUGAGAAGGAGGAGAAGGGGGCCAAGGGGUCUGCGAACAAGAAGAAGCAGUGAGCAACGGGUGCGUUGGGGCUCUUCUAGGUGGUACGUGGGUGUUGUUACGCAAAGGGAGACUGUGGAUCUGUCUAGGGGCUGCGCGAACAUGUCAUUGCGAUUGGUAUGCCCUCUACAGCAGCUUUCAAUGCGUCUAGGGUGGUUUAAGGUGAUACUUGGUGUCCAUCGCAUCGGUUCAAACAAGGGUCACUAUAUGAGUCGCAUCAUACAAGUGGACAG
Molecule: messenger RNA, 1278 nt
Organism: Colletotrichum godetiae
Lineage: Eukaryota; Fungi; Ascomycota; Sordariomycetes; Glomerellales; Glomerellaceae
Product: ER membrane protein SH3
Exons: 2
Coding region: 406-1059 (217 amino acids)
Biological process (GO): endoplasmic reticulum to Golgi vesicle-mediated transport
Cellular component (GO): endoplasmic reticulum membrane
Source: RefSeq, a predicted model, not a curated record